Messenger RNA from Uranotaenia lowii, 2306 nucleotides. RefSeq lists its product as uncharacterized. Bases 580 to 2247 code for a protein of 555 amino acids. NCBI's taxonomy places the organism in Eukaryota, Metazoa, Arthropoda, Insecta, Diptera, Culicidae. The record is from RefSeq and is a predicted model, not a curated record. The transcript has a single exon.
CGCUUUACGCUCAGUUGAAAUAAGAGGUCUAGCAAAUAAUAUGAAUGUCGAGAUGCAUUUCGUGCCUGCAAACCAUAGUGAAAGCAAUGGUAUGGUCGAAAGAUUUCAUUCAACACUGGCUGAAAUUUUUCGAUGCAUAAAACCCCAAUAUGCGGAUCUAACUAACAAAGAAAUUUUCCGGAUAGCUUCUACGCUAUACAACAAUACGAUUCAUUCAGCAACUGGACUGAAACCCCGCGAAAUCUUUUAUGGAAUCAAAGAUGGGCACGAACGGCCUCUUAACAUUAAUGAAAUGCUAGAGGAACGACACAAAUUCUAUGACGAGGUAAUUUUGGCAAAUGAAAAAACACAAAAGAAAAAUUUAGACUACCAUAACAAGGGUAGAGAAGGGAAACCUCACAUAGAUAUUGAUGACAUAGUCUUUAAAAAGAUUCAAGGAAUCAAGCAAAAGACUAAAGAAAAGUAUCAACCGACCAAAGCUAUUGAAGAUAAAGGAAGAGCAAUCCUCGAUAGGUCUGGACGGGAGAUCCAUAAAGAAAAUAUUAAAAGACUAUAAACUAAUAGAUUUUUAUUUUCAGGAUGGAACUACUCAUCAUCAUCAUUAUGAUUUUCCUGCCCUUAUCCUUUCCCAAAUUCAUACAACUACACGAUAUAACUAACAACCCAGGAGCACUGACUCUCAGUGCAGGAGAAGGUAGAAUUCUGGAAGGAUAUAACCGACUAUUUCAUACAGUCGAUCUUAAAGAGUUAGGAGCUACCAUUGACAUUUUGGAUCAAGUUAUACUCAAAAUUAAUAGUUCGACAGGAGAUUUUUCUCAAAUCAUUCAUAUUAGACUUAAGGAAGUUAAAAAUGUUUAUAAAACCCUUCUCCCGGAUGCAUACAGAAAUAAACGAUCAAUUGAAACACUAGGCAGUGCUAUAAAAUUCCUCACAGGUAAUUUAGACGCAGAUGACUUGCGACAAAUCGAUUAUAAUAUUGAUGCUAUUAAACGAUCUGAAACCAAAUUAAUGAGUGAAAACAAUAAACAGAUCAUAAUUAACUUAGAGUUUCAAAAUUCUCUGAAAAAAUUAAGUGAUGAAGUUAAAAAACAUCAGAAUCUUAUCCACAAGAUCAACACGCAAAAAGGCUAUCUAGUAACAGAAAAUGCUAAAAUUUCGAUUCUUUUCCAGUUAGAUCUUGUAUUGCAAACUUUAAGAACUAUAGAAAAUGGAAUAGCACUUGCCAAACUUAAUAUUGUUAACCGACAACUUUUAUCAAUUAAUGAAUUAAAAAUUAUUGCAGAUCAAUUAAAACAGGUAGAUGUUAGAUUGGAUAGUUUAGAAGAUGCGUACAAUUACCUCUCCGUGACAGCAUUCUACCAUGGACAUCAUCUUAUCAUCAGUAUUGACAUCCCCAGAGUAUCUCCCAUCAUAUACGAGCGAAUGAUUAUCGAACAAUUGCCUAUUCAGAACAAAACUGUUAACAUCGGAUACCAUACAGUUCUCAUUAAUGCAAAUAUUACAUUUGCUAUACUGACUGAACUCGAACCAAUAGCCAAAGUCUAUAUUUACAAAAGAAAUGAACUUUCGAAUAUUACUAACGAUUUGUGCAUUGCACCUUUAGUUCGCGGACGAAGUGGAAAAUGUCCCUUCAAAGAAACGCCGCCUGCUACAGAAUUAAAACUCUUGACUUACGGAACACUAGUAGUCAAAGCCACACUACAAAAUGUGGUUAUGAGUAGCACUUGCGGUAUAAACCAUAAAGAACUAAAAGGAAACUAUUUGAUAAUCUUUCACAAUUGUUCAGUGAUUAUUCAAGACAGGCUGUUCGAAAACCUUGAACUAACCUUCAAGCAUCCAGUCAUUUCACCACUCGAAACAUAUCAAAUAGAUGAAACUCACCUGGAGCGAUAUUACAACACUUCAUAUUUACAUGAAAUGCACAUCCAAAACCGACAACACCUGGAAUCACUAAAAUUACAGCAUUUCUCAUCAACUGCAGCAUUCAUCAUUUUUGUCUCGAUAAUCAUAACUGUUUUAGUCUAUCGACAGCGUAACGCGAUAACAGCAUUCAUUAAAGGACGCACGGGCCGUGCUUCUUUAGGGGAUGGAGUAGUUAGCAACCAAGCCAUAGCCGAGGACCCAACAUCAACAAUUAUGUUCCCACCGUUCCAGCAUAACACGAUACCGAGCGACGUGACAAUUUCAACAACAUCUCUAUUCCCAGCAGAUCGGACUUCCCGGAAUCCCAGUAAUAGUGCGCAUUAGAUUGAGGUUCUAAACUCUGUAGAGAAUAGGAAUAAAGUUAGUUCUAGUUUAAUCUCCAA